Molecule: messenger RNA, 3696 nt
Organism: Bursaphelenchus okinawaensis
Lineage: Eukaryota; Metazoa; Nematoda; Chromadorea; Rhabditida; Aphelenchoididae
Source: the annotation of a GenBank genome assembly
AUGUCAGAACCAUCAACUUCAGGUAUGUCAACUUGUUAUAGUUUCAUCUUGUCUUUAGAAGAUAGAAAAAGGCCAAUGGAGACUAAAAAGGCGAGGACUUUUGAUCUCGAAGCUAUGAUGUCUCAAACUUUGGCUAAUGCGCCUCAAUAUAAACAUGAUGAGCAGCAGAAGAGCAAUAUUAUACUUGACGUUGGGGAGAAUUCAGAAAAAGCGCGACAAGGAAUCGAGAAAAUUACAAUUCCAGAGGUAAGACAUGAACAAUAUUGAUGUUUAUUUAAAAAAUCGAAUGUUUUUAGAGGGUUUACUGAUUUUAAUUUAUAAAAAUGUUUUUUACUAAACUACUUUUGCUAAAUUUAUGUUUUUACUAAGAUUUAUUAUUUAAACGAGCUCAAAUUUAGGAAAUUAUGUUAGUCUAUCAAACUGCUUUCAGAAACAACAAGCCGCAGAAGAAGAGUCUGAUGAUGAUGCUGGGCCAGCAUUACCUCCUGGGUUUCAGGUUGAUAAGUCAAUGAUUGUUGCAGAUCCUGAAGCUGAAAGAAAAAAGUUACGGGAUGAAGAAGAGAACUCGGAGGAUGAAUAUGAUGAAGCUGUAAGUUUCUGGACUUUUUUUUGGUUUUUAGGUCUGAAAUGAUGGAAGGUUAAUAGGAAUGUAAAGCAGAAGGAUUUUAAGCAGGUUUUUUUCGGCUAAAAUGAAUUACAAGGCUUUUUACAUUGUUUUAUGUAUCUUUUAUAUCCAAGUUACUAUUGAUAAGCAUGAAUUUUUCGAAUUUUAUGGAGUACAUUAUAAUUUUCAAAAUUUUGUAGUUUUUUUGAUGUAAAGAGGACAAAAAUAUUUUUUUUAUUGCUUAAUAUAUUGUUUUAGUUGAUUGUAUCCACGUUAAUACCAGCUGAAAGCGAAGUAACAAUAAAAUCAGGUGUGGACAAAGCUGUAACAGCUCUAGCCAUUGAUGCUCAAGGUUGUAAAUUUGCGAUUGGUACCCAAGGUUACACUGUAAAUCUUUACGACUAUCAGAAGAUGGACAAACUCUUAAAACCAUACCGAGAUCUGAUGCCUGCCGAAUGUCAUGUCAUAAACAGUUUGGCUUAUAAUGUGAAUGGAGAGAAGUUGUUGAUAACAACCGGUGAGGCGAUACUCAGGAUUUUGGACAGGAAUGGUCAGCAAUGGGCCGAAACUUCGAAGGGUGAUCAAUAUCUUGUAGAUGUUAACAAAACCAAAGGACAUACGUCGGCUGUGAAUGCGGGAUGCUGGCAUCCUUAUAAUAAGCACGAGUUUAUGACUUGCUCGGAUGAUGGGUAAGUUUGUUUUUUUUUGUUAUUAUGUUAUAGUUUUUUUGUUUAGUUGAUUUUCAAAUUGCGUUUUGCUUUAUAUUGUUGUAGCUAGUAGGUGUACCUUUUUUCGAUUAAUUAUUGGCUUUAGAUCUUUGUUUUUUAGCUUCAAUUUAUUAAAGUAUUACCUAAAAAGCAUUUUUAAUUAUUUUGACUAUCUUUAUGUGCAAAUUUUUAGCACGAUCCGUCUAUGGAGCACGGAAGACUUUAAAGAAGUGACAAAGUGCAUCAAUACCCAGAAGAAGGUGAUUCGCUGUCGAAAUGCUGGUGGCAAGAAAGUCAUACCUAAUUGUUGUGCAUACUCACGAGAUGGCAAACUGAUUGCAGCUGGUUGUGAUGAUGGAAGUAUUCACAUUUGGAAACAUGGUGGUUUAUAUGUAAAUACCCAGUAUCUGAACAGAAAAGCCCAUACAGCUACGGUGACGUCAAUGCAGUUCUCAUUGGAUAACAAGAAGUUGAUCAGUAGAUCAAGUAAGUUUUUUCGGGGUUUUACGGAAUUUCGAUUUCUAUUUUUUAGGCCGAAGUUGAGGUUUUGGGGUUUUGCAGCUUGCAGAGGACAUUUUAUACGAAGGGUUGGAAAUUCGGAUUUCGAAACUUUUUCUAUGUCUUUGUGUGCGUUAUUUAUAAUAUAAAUUUUAUUCUUUGAAGGUAUCAAUACCACUGAAUUUUUGCUUUUGCAGGCUGCGGGGGACAUUUUAUACGAAAAACGAGGUUUUUUGUUAGGCUUUUGUAUUGGAUAUUCAAUAUAAAUAGUGUGGUUAGAAAGCUGUUUAACAACGUUUAAGACGUUUUGUCAUUAAUUUUUCUACUUUCAGUGGACGGAACGCUGAAAAUCUGGGAGUUGGCCAAGUUCAAAGAGCCAAUAUUGGUCAAAGACGGAUUGGAUACCGCCUUUCCACAGUAAGUUUUUGAGUUUCAUGGAGGGUUUUGAGGUUUACUUUGAUGUCGAAUUCUGGUAUUGGUGUUAGGUUGUUCAAAUAGUACUGAGUCCUCUCUCAAAGCAAAUUUUUGGGGUGGCGGAGCUCAGAAUUAUAUGAACUAGCUAAUAGUUAGAAUAAGCUACUGGAAAGUUAGUUUAACGUGUAGGAUGGCUAGUAUUGUGAUAAAUGUAGGAGCGUCUAAAAGGCGUCUCUGCAUGACUUGGAAACAUGAUUUUGGGGUUUUUUACUUGCUCAUUUUGGCUUUGUUUGUCUUUGUUAGGUCAUUUUCGUGGUGUUUUAGUUGAUUUUCUAUUACAAGAGCUUAAGGAAAUAGAUUUUUAUCUUGUAAAUGCUAAAAAUAUUUUUUAAAAAAUUUGAUUAAAAAGUGGGCAAAACAGUUUUUUUUUUCAAGCUUUGGCUAAAAAAAGGCUUUUUGACCAACUUUUUUGUGUAAAACUUGAUGUUUCGACAAGAUUUUUAAAAUUUUUGCACGUUUUUAAAGAAAUUUCAUAAUAUUUUUGAAAUUUUAUAAGCUUUACGAUGUUAUUAUUACUUUUAGCACUGACCUUGGCUACAGCCCGGACACAAACUUUAUCUACACGGGCACUCAAACUCUGAAGAAAGGUGGAUAUUCUGGAUCUCUGCUCUUUUUCGCAUCAGAAAACCUCGAGCUACAAUACAAGAUUGAGUACGAGAACGAAGGAUGUGUGAAAAUAGUAUGGCAUCCGAAGAUUGAACAGAUUCUGGUGGGUCUAACGAAUGGCAAUGUCAAGAACUACUACGAUACCAAGUUCAGUCAACGAGGCGCCAGAUUGUGUGUUGAUAAGCAGGUCAGAAGGCCAAGAGCUACUGAGGUUGUGAAGGAGGAAAUGAUCUUGGCACGUAAGUGGUUUUGGAUUUUUGGGGGUAUGGUACUCAUUCUUAGCUCUGGUCGUAGUCGUAGCCUCUACUGGAUUUUAAAAAGGUUUAAAAAUCGAAUUUUUUGAAUUGUCCUCAAUUUUUUUACUUACAACAGCAAUAACAAUAUAUAUUUUCAGCGCUGGCCCUGGAAAUGUUCCAAGCCAAAGGCGAAGACGCCGAAGAGAAAGAAGUCACUGAAUUCCGCCUCAAAAAGUACCUCAGGAUCUACAACAACGCUCAGCGCCCUAACUUCCGCACCCCAGCCGAUAUCCCUAAAGAUGGCCCGGGACAAGGUGGCCGAGUUGCUGCCGCCGGCUCUACAUUACAUUCGUAUGUUGCUCAACAGUUGGGAGUGAACAGGAAUAAGGAGUUCAUCGGAGACGACGAUGUUCGUCAAAGCAUUCUGAGACACGCUGAAGAAGCCGAGAAGAACCCAUUGUAUAUCAACAAGGCCUACUAUAAGACGCAGCCCAAGCCAGUGUUUCAGGCCGACAAUUCGGACGAUGAGGGAGAUGGACAACCGGUGUUUAAGGCUCAGAAGUUGGGUUAG